This is a messenger RNA of Clonostachys rhizophaga, 2397 nucleotides long. The record is from the annotation of a GenBank genome assembly. NCBI's taxonomy places the organism in Eukaryota, Fungi, Ascomycota, Sordariomycetes, Hypocreales, Bionectriaceae.
AUGGCGAACAUCAACCCAAUGGGGGGGCCCGUGGGUGGUGCGCCAAUCCCAAUGAUGAACAAUGGUGCGGUUAACCCACAGGCCGCUGCUGCUGCUGCUGCUGCAAACGCCGCAAAUGCUGCAAACCUCGCUCGGCAACAACAAGUCAACGACAGCCAGCGAGGCGUGCUCAAUACUUACAUCUAUGAGUACUUCCUCCGCUACGGCAUGUAUGAAUGCGCUCGUUCAGUCAUUCAGAGCGGCCAGCCCGUCAAUGUUCAAAAAGACGGUCCCAAGGGCGGGAACAAUGUCAAUGGCGUAUCUGAGGAUGGCAUGGACACUGAUAUGAAGGAUGAUCCCGACUCAAAGCAUCCCGAUGACCUUCCUCCUCCCAAGCUUCCCAUGCCAGCGUCCGAUUCCUCCUUCUUAUAUGAAUGGUUUUGUCUCUUCUGGGAUAUCUACAAUGCCCAGCGCACUAAGGCCGCCAAUGGUAACGUAAACCAAUAUGUUGCCCACACUCAGCAGCAAUUAAAACAGCAAGAACUCCUCCGUACGAUGCGGCCCGAAGGUUUAACGCAGCAACAAUAUCAGCAGAUGAUUCGAAUGCAGAGCGGCGCCGCAAUGGGCAUGCCGAUGAAGCCCGGGACUCUUGUCCGCACCGCGAUGGCCAACAAUCAGAACCCAGGAAUGAUGAUGCAUCCAGCAAAGCCAAAUCAAAUGCAGAGGGAUCCUUCCCAGAUGGACCCUAAUCGCGAGCGCCAAUCAUCACCAGCCUCGGGCGAGAACGCGCCAUCCCCCUCAAAGAGGCAACGCCCCAACGACUUUAACCCGAACCCCGCUGCCGUUGGUAUGAUGCCAAAUGGUCGCCCAGCCCAGGGCAUGCCCUCGCAGCAAAUGCUCGGCGGACCAGGUGCUGUAGCUACCCAGAUGCUCACGGCGCAUAACAUAAACCCUGCGCAACUGGCAGGACCCCAGUUCCAGAACUUUGUAAAUAUCCCUCCGACCGCCCAGCAGAAAUCCAUUGCAGCUUACUCGCAGCACCUACAGCACCACCACGGUAACCAGAUGGGCACUAAGCAGCCCAACGCCGCUGGUCCUCAAGGUCAAGGCUCCCCGAUGAUGGCGCCAGGCCCGGACGGCUCUACGAUGAAUUAUACCUAUAAUACCAACGGCGAGAUCCCAACCCCCAACGGACUCCGAGCCCAAGCUCCUGGAAAUGGACAGGCUGCAGGCGGCAGUAGCAACCACGCCCUUCAAGAUUACCAAAUGCAACUGAUGUUGCUUGAACAGCAAAAUAAGAAAAGGCUCAUGAUGGCUCGCCAGGAGCAAGACAACAUUGGUGGAGUUCCUAGGGAAGGCCAGCCUCCUGGCCCCGGCGCACCUGGUGGUCCCGGUGUGCCAAAUGGCCAACCAUUCCCUGAUGCAUCUCCUCAAACUAUGAGAACUGGCGCAUCUCCCAACCCCACAGAGCAGAUGAAGCGAGGUACCCCUCAGAUGAACAAUCCCGGCAUCCCAUCACCUGCUCCUGAGGGUGGCCCACAGUCUCGUGGCUCCCCCAACCCCGCCAUGAACUUCAUGGGCAACGCUGAUCCUAACAUGGCACCACACUUCUUUAAGGGUGCAGAUGGCAACAUGGCCGGUGGUCAGCCUAUGAACGGUAUGCGACCACCUAGUUCGCACCCUGGCCAGCCAUUCAACGGCCAGAUGACUCCGCAAAUGAUGGCUGCUCGCCAAGCCCAGGGACAGGCAGGUCAGAACCCACAGCAGUGGCAGGGCCAAAAUAACCAGAUGGUUCCUCAAGGCAUGCAACAGAAUCAGCAGGUUCAGGGAACUCCUGUUCAGCGUUCUAUGCCACCGCCAUCAGCUCCAGUCGCCGCUGCUGCCAAUGCCAACAAUCGCACAACGGCUUCACCUCAGCAGACAGCCGCUGCUCCCCCUACCCCGAACCAGUCUAAUAAGGCUGCCCCCAAGAAGAAGAAGGAAACUCAGGCUGCCAAAAACAAGAACACGGCUCAAAAGAACAAGCCAAACUCCAACAUCAACGGUUCAGGCGCAACGCCCGCGGCUGAUAAUAAUGGUGACUCAGAGCAGGCAGCACCCGCAACACCCAUUACUCCAGUCACUACCGCUGGUUUCAAGCCGGGCCAGAAUACGACAACUACCACGGCUCCCGCUCCUGUUCCUGCUCCCCAGGCUCCUAUUGCACCUCCACAAGGCCCUGACCCUAACAGCAUCAACAUGGACAGCUUCCCAAUGGAUUUCGGUGGCCCUCUGAUGGGAGGUGAUGGAAUCCACACCGGGGAUGUCCUCAACGACUUCGACUUUGAUUCAUUCCUCCACGAUGGUGAUGGAGAUAAUCAACCAUUCGACUUUAACGGCGCCUUCACCGGCAUGGAAGGAGAGAUUGGAGCAGAAUGA